AUGGCGGCAGCGUCGCCGGUGUACGUCUACAGCCCGGAGUACCUCGCCCUCUGCGACUCCCUCUGCAAAGUGCCCAAGCGGGCCAGUAUGGUACAUUCACUGAUUGAAGCAUAUUCCUUGCUUGACCAGAUGAAGAUAAUCAAGCCCAAAGUGGCCUCCAUGGAGGAGAUGGCGAGCUUCCAUACAGAUGCUUACUUGCAGCACCUGCAGAAAGUCAGUGAGGAGGGAGAUGAUGAUCAUCCGGAGUCUGUGGAGUAUGGACUGGGUUACGACUGUCCAGCUACCGAAGGGAUCUUUGACUAUGCAGCAGCCGUGGGAGGAGCAACCAUCACUGCAGCCCAGUGCCUGCUGGAUGGCAUGUGCAAGGUAGCAAUUAACUGGCCUGGAGGGUGGCAUCAUGCAAAGAAAGAUGAAGCUUCUGGCUUCUGUUACCUGAACGAUGCUGUCCUGGGGAUCCUGCGACUGCGCCAGAAGUUUGACCGUAUCCUUUACAUAGAUUUGGAUUUGCAUCAUGGGGAUGGCACUGGUGAUGUGACAGACGUUGGCCUGGGGAAGGGUCGUUACUACAGUGUGAAUGUACCUAUUCAAGAUGGCAUUCAAGAUGAGAAGUAUUACCAGAUCUGUGAAGCGGUGCUGAAAGAGGUGUACAGUGCUUUCAACCCCGAGGCAGUUGUGCUGCAGCUGGGGGCUGACACCAUCGCUGGAGAUCCCAUGUGUUCUUUCAACAUGACUCCCGAGGGAGUGGGCAAGUGCCUCAAGUAUGUCCUGCAGUGGCAGCUAGCAACUCUCAUCCUGGGAGGAGGAGGCUACAAUCUUGCCAACACAGCACGCUGCUGGACAUACUUGACUGGGGUCAUCCUUGGGAGAACUCUGUCCUCUGAGAUCCCUGAUCAUGAGUUCUUCACAGAGUAUGGUCCUGAUUACGUGCUGGAGAUCACACCAAGCUGCAGACCAGACCGCAAUGAGCCACAGAGAAUUCAAGAAAUUCUUAACUGUAUCAAAGGGAAUCUGAAGCAUGUUGUUUAGCAGAGAAGAAAAGCUCAGGUUUCCACAAGAGCAUUUCCUGCGUGAAAGAUGGCGUGUUUCUGUGAGCUGCUGGUAAAAUUUGUGGCUGCAGAGGAAAUUUGGAAGAAAUUGUUGUUGGUUAGUUGUUCUCUUUAAAGAAUAAAAGCUGCUGUGCACCAGGAGCACUGUGGCUCUCCCCAGGCAGGGGUGUGAGUGCUCCAGCCACAGCCUUCUGGUGCUGGCAGAUCCUUGCUUCUUCCUUUUUAAACAUCACACAGUUUAUUCUCACAACUGGUUUUAAAUGUUUUUUAAAAGAGAGGCUGCUCAAAGCUGUGAACCCUCCCUAGCUGGAGCCCACCACCACAUUGGCCUUCUUGGCAGGAGCGUGGCUUCUGACCUGCCUGCCUGGAGAACAAUGCCAAAAAGCCAACUGUGUCCUGGGGCAUGGGCUGUGCUUCCUUCCCAGGGAAAGGCAUAGCCAUUGUGUUUUCAA
Indicator indicator is the source of this 1498-nucleotide messenger RNA. RefSeq names its product histone deacetylase 8 (gene HDAC8). Bases 1 to 1026 code for a protein of 341 amino acids. The transcript is spliced from 10 exons. Gene Ontology annotation, molecular function: histone deacetylase activity. The record is from RefSeq and is a predicted model, not a curated record. NCBI's taxonomy places the organism in Eukaryota, Metazoa, Chordata, Aves, Piciformes, Indicatoridae.